This is a messenger RNA of Rhineura floridana, 2916 nucleotides long. RefSeq names its product required for excision 1-B domain containing (gene REX1BD). The record is from RefSeq and is a predicted model, not a curated record. Lineage: Eukaryota; Metazoa; Chordata; Lepidosauria; Squamata; Rhineuridae. The transcript has 6 exons. Bases 1787 to 2266 code for a protein of 159 amino acids.
UGACGUUUAUUCCUGAGAGUUUAUUAUCUUAAAAUGUACAGGUGUGGGGAUGAUGGGAGUUGUAGUUCAGCACCAUCUGCAAGGCCAAAGGAUCCCUGCACCUGGAAUUCGGAAACGUCGGCUGGGGCACCACCUACCUUCCAAGCUAACGGAAUCAUUUCCAGGUUAACGUUUUGAGGAUGAGUGCUAUUAGAAGAGACGUUCUUCAGUUGCCACGAACCUCCUGGGCCAGCAGAGGGCGCUGCGCCAGAGCCUUGCGAAGGAAGUGCAAGGUGGCCUCUGAAGGUGUAGAACAUAGACCCGAGAAAUGACAAAGAAGGCUGACUCGCUGGGCUGCUUUCAAGGACACUUCGUCGCUCCCGAAAUUCAGAGGGGCCGAAUUGGUUUGAUUUAUAUCCUGCCCUUCCUCCAAAAGAAACAUGUCAGUACUAAAAACAAUGCAAGAAAAACUUCUAAAAAGACCCAACCAGUUAAAAACUGCUCAAAUUAAUGGAUAAACUCAGAAUAUAUCAGCAUAGCUCUGUUCCAUACCCCCCCAAAAUAAAAAGGGGUGGCAGUGGCAGUCUCAAGCGAGCUUGCAGAGCUGUAAGGAGACCUUUCGGUAUAGAGUGACGAAAACUAAUUUAUUAUUCUUCAAUGUAUGAGUCAUUUACAGCAUAUAAAGUCUCCGUCCCAAGCUACCCUGCAAAGCUUUGAAAACAUAAAAGACAGCAUUGUAAGUCGCUUGGAGACCCUUGGGCGUAAAGCAACUAAAAAUUAAUAAUAACGGCAACAACAUAGAAUCAAAAAGGGAGGAAGAAGAUAAAUGCACAAAGAUUGAUGCACGGAUUUCUAGGGAUAGAUCGCACUUCCAGCCCGAAUUCCAACGGGGGAAAGUUGCUUUACAAAAGCUUCUGAUGGUGAACCAGGAAAUAGCCAACCUAGGGAGCAGGGAGGGCCGCUCUAUCCCUUCGUAGCUCCGUGGUGCCUGGAGAAGCUGUGAGGAGCCGCUGCAAUGGUGAGCAGAGAGCCGAGUUAGGGAGCUUGCUGGCGGGGGGGAGUGCAAUGGGGCCGGGGGCUUCUCUCUGCCCUGGGCCUCUCUUUGGAAGCUGCAGGAAGGCAGCUGCAAACAAUGGAGAAAUUUAAAAAAGGAGGGGGGAGGCCUUUGCUGCAAACCCAAAAUUAAGAAAUAAAAAGUGCGCAGCGCGCGGCGAAACCAGCAGUGGCCACCGGAGGGCGCGCGAGACCACGAGGAUGCAUUAAUUAAUGAUUACUUUGCGAGCCCCACAUGAACGGAUUGUUCGUUUUAGGAAGCUCCUUUAUCCCGAAUCUACACUGACUGGCAGCAGCUGCCCAGGGUCCUCAGCAAGGGCUUUUCCCACCGUGGGAAAUGUGGAGGAUUGAACCUGGGCCUGCUCUGCAACUGAGCGUAGGCCCUUCCACUAAGAAGAAAGCAAGUUCCUAGUCCUCACGGUUCUGAAUAAAGGGAUAGGUUAAAUAUGAGCCAUGAGAAGUGUUUUAUACUGAUCAUAGGUCCAACCAGCUCAGUAUUCUCAACACUGACUGGCAGCUGUAUGGCCUCUCAGUCCCAGGUGCUGAGGAUUAAAAAUGCAGGGAAGCCAAUGGCCUUUGAAGACCCUCAUACUCUCCUGGGGGGCAUCCCAACAUUAUUUGCCUGGCUAGGAACACAGGGAGCUGCCUUAUAUUGAGCCAGACCACUGGUCCAUCUAGCGCACUACUGUCUGCACUGACCGGCAGCAGCUCUCCAGGAUUUCAGGCAGGGAGACUCACCCAGCCCUUCCUGGGGAUGGAAUGUGGGACCUUCUGCAUGCAAAGCAAGUGUCCUGCCACUGAACCACAGUCACUUGUUCAGUUGGAGGAGGAGGUGCAAGCCUUGGUGCGCCGGUUCUACGCCCUGCAGAGCGAGCGCGUGGAAGCCUACCACCUCUUCGAAGAAGGCCACCGGGCCUAUCUCAGAAGCGGCCCCGCCUACGACUUUGCCCGCUACCGCCAGCUGGUCCACGAGAUCACCCAAGCCUUCAGCGGCAUCUCACGGGACAUUCUGCAGAUUAAGGGGCAGCUGGAGGGGCCCCACGGGCGCCCGGACCUCGCUCAGCACCUAGGACGCAUCCAGGAGAAAGAGAAGGAGAAGCUGGAGCUGACAGCGCAGCUGCAGCUCGCCAAACAAAAUGCCCAGGACCAUCCCGGCGUGGAAGCGCAUGCGCAAGAGGUGCGGGAGGUAAAGCACAAUAACCCAGAGCACGUUGAUCCAAGAGCGCCUCCGUGACCGUUUUCUGCUGCCACCCACCUCUUAGUCCAUCAGCACCCAUCGUCAUCUCAACACGUGCGACAAAUAUCUACAGACAAAGCAAACGGAUCAUUAUCUUGGAAACCCUCUUUUUGACCCAAUGAGAAUGGAAGUCACAUCUCCCAUGAUCUCCCCUUUGCAUCGCGGCUGAAUUUCCUGUAACGCCUAGCGCAGAGGGGCAGAAUCUUGGGAAGAUCCCUUAUGCUGUAACCCAGGCAACAGGGAUGUCUUUUCAGGGGGGCAGGAGGGGGAUAUUGUGGCCUUGUGGAAACCGGGCAGCUGUGAGAUUCAGAGCCUUUUGCCCCAGAAUGAGGCUCUGUUACCAUUUGCGCCCAGGCGGCUGCGUGCAAAUUUGGGGCAAGGGUCUGGAUACAAGACACCCAGGGGUGCCCUCCUUUUUGGAGAAGAGGCCCCGCACGGGGGUCUUCCGAGACCAUGCCCAACCUCUCCUCUUCCCAGAUUGCUCAGUGUUGGCUUUUGAAAUUGUUGGCUCCUCUUGUAAGUUCCUCUUGUAAGCGUUUCAUAAACAAGCACCGAGGGCUGCGAGGGAGGUGGAUGGGGCAGGAGCGCAGGCGAGAGCGUGGCUAAUCGGCUCCAUAUGCUCCUUUAUUUAUUGUUUCCAUCCGGCU